This is a messenger RNA of Anoplopoma fimbria (sablefish), 588 nucleotides long. Its product is annotated as type-2 ice-structuring protein-like. NCBI's taxonomy places the organism in Eukaryota, Metazoa, Chordata, Actinopteri, Perciformes, Anoplopomatidae. The transcript is spliced from 6 exons. Bases 109 to 588 code for a protein of 159 amino acids. Gene Ontology annotation, molecular function: signaling receptor activity. The record is from RefSeq and is a predicted model, not a curated record.
CUCUCCACACAGGAAGACCACAGACUGAAACUGAGAAAGAAGAAGAGAAGAUUGUUCUCCAGCAGCUGAAUCAUCAUCUUCAACAUCUGCAUCAUCUCCACCACGAAGAUGCUGACUGUGUCUCUGCUCGUUUGUGCCAUGAUGGCUCUGGCUGCAGCUGAUGACGCUUCCACCGUCAGCCCAUCAGUCGAUGUCCGUUCUUGUCCCGAUGGAUGGAACGAGAACAAUGGUCGCUGUUUCAAAUUUGAGCCAAGACUUCUGACUUGGGCUGAGGCUGAGAAAAACUGCCAGAGCAUGAAAGGAAACCUUGCAUCUGUGCACAGUAUGGAAGAGGAUCAGUUCCUUCAGGCGAUGAUAAGAUCACAGACCUCAAAUAAUCCCGACAACUGGAUUGGAGGCUCUGACUGCCAACAGGUAAAUAUUUGGCUCUGGAGUGAUGGCAGCGUUUUCUCCUUUUCGUUCUGGUGUCUAGGGGAACCUCAAGGUGACAUUCAGGGUUGUAUCCCGAUGAAUCAUGGAGCGGGAACUUGCUGGGAUGAUCAACAGUGUUCCUCCUACAACCCAUCUGUCUGUGCCAUCAACAUGUGA